Rhineura floridana is the source of this 4622-nucleotide messenger RNA. It is a transcript of the gene NOS3, whose product is annotated as nitric oxide synthase 3. NCBI's taxonomy places the organism in Eukaryota, Metazoa, Chordata, Lepidosauria, Squamata, Rhineuridae. Gene Ontology annotation, molecular function: flavin adenine dinucleotide binding; FMN binding; calmodulin binding. Gene Ontology annotation, biological process: nitric oxide biosynthetic process. The transcript is spliced from 28 exons. The coding region runs from base 451 to 3948 and encodes 1165 amino acids. The record is from RefSeq and is a predicted model, not a curated record.
CUCUAGGGGCAGGAUGGUGGCCUCUUCCAGGGACUCCAGAGCCCUCACUUUUUUGAAACUAAACUUUGCCCUUUUGUAAUCUAUUUAACCAUGAGGUGGUGUCAACCAUUUUAAAAAACGUUUUCCUACCCAGGACUUCAAAGUGCACCAUCUUCUGGUCUUGGAGGCUUGUUUCCAGCACAUCAACCAGUCAUGGGCCCAUAUAAAGCAGGCACCCUGAGGAGCCAGGCCAGGUGGGCAGAGCAGCUGCUCCUGUUCCUGCUCAGUUUCAGAUAAGAUCACAUCUACCAGUCAAAUGGAAUGACAGGAAAUAAUCUUCUGAGGUCUUCAGUGCAUGUUCCUAGAGAUCAUUCUGGUAUCUAAGAUCUGGGAUCAGGCAGGAAGAAAGAGGAGUUCCUGGCACCACACAACUCCAGAGCCACACGCAGCCAGGACGUGCACGGCUGAGCCAUGGGGAACCUGCAGGGGGGCCUUUCCCAGUCUCGCCUUUGGGGCAGCAAUCUGUGCUCUCGGCAUCGGGCUUCAGUCGUGGAAGAAAGCGACCCCACCAAGAAGUGCAGUUGCCCGGUUGACCGUCCAGCUGAACCCCCCAAAUACAGUCGGCUCAAGAACUGGCAGACAGGCACCAUUCUGUAUGACACCCUCAGCGCCCAGACCUUGCAGGACAUGCCGUGCAAUGGGAAGCUCUGCCUGGGCUCCGUCAUGUUCCCCAGGCAACUGUGUGCUCAUUCGGAGGGCCCACGGUCCAGUGAAGAGCUUCUCCCCCUGGCUCAGGACUUCCUCAACCUGUAUUACCGCUCCAUGAAACGCGGCGAGUCUGAGGCCCACGUGCAGCGUCUUAAAGAGGUGGAGCAGCAGAUUGCGGAGACAGGCACCUACCAGCUGCUGGAGGCUGAGCUGAUCUUUGGAGCCAAGCAUGCCUGGCGCAAUGCAGCCCGCUGCCUGGGCCGAAUCCAGUGGAACAAGCUGCAGGUCUUCGAUGCACGAGACUGCACCAGUGCCCAGGAGAUGUUCACUUCAGUGUGCACCCACAUCAAUUACGCAACCAACCGCGGGAACCUCCGGUCAGCCAUCACCAUCUUCCCAAAGCGCAUGGCAGGCCGUGGCGACUUCCGCAUCUGGAACCAGCAGCUGGUCCACUAUGCUGGCUACAUUCAGCCAGAUGGCACCUUCUUGGGAGAUCCAGCCAGUGUGGAGUUCACAGAGGUCUGUGUUCAGUAUGGCUGGCGGCCCCCUCGCGGACGCUUUGAUAUCCUCCCCCUGCUGCUGCAGGCACCUGAUGAGGACCCCGAACUGUUCCCCCUGCCUCCUGAGCUGAUCCUGGAGGUGCCAAUCAGCCACCCUACGCUGAAGUGUUUCAAGGACCUGGGCCUACGCUGGUAUGCGCUCCCUGCUGUUGCCAGCUUGAUGCUGGAGAUUGGGGGCCUGCAGUUCCCAGCGGCCCCCUUCAGCGGCUGGUAUGUGGGCUGUGAGAUCGGCAUGAGAGACUUCUGCGACUCCCAGCGUUACAACUUGUUACAGGAGAUAGCUGAGCUCAUGGGACUGGACACACAGACGACCUCGUCCCUCUGGAAGGACAAGGCAGCCGUGGAAAUGAAUGUGGCCGUUUUGCACAGUUUCCAGCUUGCCAAAGUGACCAUUGUGGACCACCAUGCCAUUGGAGACUCCUUCAUGAAGCACCUGGAGAACGAGCAGCGGAUUCGGGGGGGCUGCCCAUCAGACUGGGUCUGGCUCGUGCCCCCUAUCUCCGGCAGCCUCUCGCCCGUCUUUCACCAGGAGCUGGUGAAUUACCAGCUCUCCCCUUCCUUCCGGUAUCAGACUGACCCCUGGAAAUUGUACAUCCCCAAAGGGAGCACCGUUACUCGAAGGAAGACCUUCAAAGAAAUUGCCAAUGCGGUCAAGAUUUCAGCUAAGCUGAUGGGCCAUGUGAUGGCAAAACGUGUCAAGGCCACGAUCCUGUAUGCCUCAGAAACUGGGAAGUCCCAGGCCUAUGCCUUGAAGCUGAAGCAGCUCUUCAAGUCCUCCUUUGCUCCCAAGGUGAUGUGCAUGGACGAAUAUGAUGUGGUUUCCCUGGAGCACGAGACGCUUGUCCUGGUGGUGACGAGCACGUUUGGCAAUGGAGACCCCCCUGAAAAUGGAGAGAGAUUUGCCAGGGCCCUGAUGGAGAUGUCGUGUCCUUAUCUUGGAGCCACUGAGCCUGAACUGCGAAAGAGCUACAAGAUGCGCUUCAACAGCAUCACCCAAUCUGACCCAUCCGUGGAUGCGUGGAAGAAGAAGCACAGGAAGUCUAGCAACACGGACAGUGCAGGGGCCCUGGGGACUCUCCGGUUUGCUGUCUUUGGGCUGGGUUCCCGUGCCUACCCGCACUUUUGCGCCUUUGCCCAUGCUGUGGACACUCGCUUAGAGGAGCUGGGGGGUGAGCGGAUGUUCCCCAUGGGCGAGGGGGAUGAGCUGUGUGGCCAGGAAGAGUCCUUCCGCACCUGGGCCAUGAACGUAUUCAAGGCUGCCUGUGGCAUCUUUUGCGUGGAAUCUCAGGCUGUCACCACAGAGGCCUUCACCAGCCCCUGCCACUGGAAGCGCAGUAGAUUCCGCCUGGUGAUCCACCCCAGCGCUCUCGAUCUCCUGGCAGGUCUGGCCCUUGUACAUAAGCGCAAGGUGGUUCCCUGCCACGUCCUCUCUGUCAAGAACCUGCAGAGCCCAGAAUCCAGCCGGUCCACCAUCCUUGUGAAGCUGCAGACAGGCAACCAGCCAGAGCUGGAAUACCAGCCGGGCGACCACGUGGGCAUCUUCCCUGCCAACAGCACAGAGCUGGUGGAAUCCCUCCUGGAGCGCAUUGAGGACCCGCCAUCGGCCAACGAGUCAGUUGUUGUGGAAACCUUGGAGGCAGGGGAGAACCCAAAGCGCUUGUGGGUCCCCAGUCCCCGCUUGCCUCCCUGCACGCUGCGCCAGGCCCUCACCUUCUUCUUGGACAUCACAACGCCCCCCAGCCCCCAGUUGCUUCAGCUCCUGGCCACACUGGCGCAAGAUCCGGCCGAGAAGGAGAAGCUUCAGCAACUCAGCCAGGAUUCCCUUCUGUAUGAGGAGUGGAAAUGGUUCCGUUGCCCCACGAUGGUGGAGGUGCUGGAGGAGUUCCCCUCGGUCCCUUUGCCGGCCUCGCUGCUCCUGACUCAGCUGCCUGUGCUCAAGCCUCGCUAUUACUCCAUCAGCUCAGCACUAGGCGCCCACCCGGGCCAGGUGCACCUCACGGUUGCCGUGCUCAACUACCACAGCCAGAAUGGAAAGGGUCCCCUGCACUACGGGGUCUGUUCAACGUGGCUUUCCCAGCUGGCUGCUGGCGAGAUGGUGCCCACUUUUGUCCGAGGUGCCCCGAACUUCCACCUACCACAGGACCCCGCAGCUCCUUGCAUACUGGUGGGGCCUGGCACUGGCAUUGCCCCCUUCCGAAGCUUCUGGCAACAGCGGCUGCGUGCCAUGGAAGCCAAAGCAGGCGAGAUGACGCUGGUCUUUGGCUGCCGCAGCUCCCACUGUGACCACAUCUACAAGGAGGAGGUCCUGCAAGCCCAGCAGAAAGGGGCCCUGGGCCAGGUCCUCACCGGCUUCUCCCGUGACCCAGAUUACCCCAAGACCUAUGUUCAGGACUUGCUGAGGAUGCAACUGGCUGGCUAUGUCUAUGAGGCCCUGUGCAAGAAAGAUGGCCACAUGUAUGUCUGUGGCGAUGUCACCAUGGCAACUGGUGUCCUGCAGACCGUCCAGCAAAUCCUGGUCAAAGAAGCGAACAUGACGCUGACUGAGGCUGGAGACAAGAUCAGUGAACUCCGGGACCAGAAUCGCUACCAUGAGGACAUCUUCGGCCUGACGUUCCGCACGCAGGAGGUAGCCUCGCGCAUCCGAAGCCAGUCGAUCUCAAAGCAGCAGCCGCAGCAGCAGCAGCCAACGUUGCACCCCUGAGGCCGCGCCUGCUCCCCCUCCUGCUCUCUGGCUGCACAGCACUCAUUAAAGUCUCCUGGGAUGAUUCAGCUCAAGCUCUGUGUUCUGUUUCUCUUGCGCCCACAUCAACCGUGCCCUUCUCUCCAAGUGGGGGACUUGUCUUCUGUUGGGGGGGGGAGAGGCCUAGAGCCACAUUUUAUAUGGGGUGGCACGGGCCUUUUAAGCUGGGAGUGGUGUCCCUUGGCAAAGAGGCAGGAGCAGAGGUGUCGGAGCGCCUGUGCCAAUGAAACGAAGAGAGCCCAGCUGGAGAGUGCAUGGCAGGCAGGACACAGCUUGGCUCUUUGCAGAAGGUGCGCACAGCGUAGCAAUUGGGCCAUGGUGGGGCUGGCAAUUAACCGUUGCUUGGAAGGCCUGCCAGUGCCUGCAGGCUGCCUGCCACCAUGGCGAGGAUCCUCUGGGAGAAGAAGCCUGAACAGGCAAGGAAGCCUCGGGGCAGAGAAGGGUGACUCUCGCACACUGUUGGGGUGGUGAAAGGAAACACAGCCCCCCCCCCCAGUACCUUUGCUUUGUCCGGGGCUCUUCACGGCAAGCCAGUUCCAUUCCCCUUCCCCUUCCCCAUCCCAGUGAACACCUGCCACAGCAUGGCAGGCACAAGGCAGCCAGUCGGAACUGGCUGCACAGUGACAUCACUGCGA